AUGGACUCGUUCACGUCCUUAUCAUCCCGGUUCGUGAUACAGUUUACCACGAGCCGUCCUCAUCAGCUCACAUCAAUCGCGUUGGUCAAUAUACGCCAAGAAAAGAAAGAACCUCUGAGAACUUUUAUGGAAAGGUUCGGAAAGAUGACGUUAUCCAUCCGCAACCUGGACCCGGCCGUAGCAAUGCAUCACCUGACCAUGGCGUUACGACCCGGACCCUUUGUCAACAGCUUAUGCAAGAAGCCACCCCGAGACCUAGACGACCUGAGGCAGAGAGCCACAAAAUACAUGCAGAUGGAGGAACUGGCCGAGUUUCGGAGUCAAAACCGACCCGACCUAUUUCUCGCAAAAAAAGAAAGUGACAAGGAACCGCCCAGAUCACGCCCUAGAGACGUGUCGGAUCGUGACAAGGGUAAUAGGGGGCCGAGAUAUAUGCAGUACACGCCGCUCAACACCAGCAGGGCUAAGGUGUUGGAACAGGCCCUAGCCAUUGAAGUCCUGGCCGUCCCCCGAAGAGCCAUGACCCCGCCGCGCGCCGAUAAAACAAAAGUAUGCCAGUUCCACCGGAAUAGAGGGCACACUACUGAGGAGUGUUCCGCCCUUCGGGAUCGAAUUGAAGACCUUAUUAAGGCCGGACAUCUUCAAAGCUUUGUUCGAUCAUCAGACAACCGCAGGAACGAUAAUCGUCCUGGUAGGGGGGAGUACAGAAGGGAGAAUCGGGAUCGGGCACCUCCGCGGAACCAAUCCCGCGAGCGUAGCAGGUCCCAAGACAGGAACAAUCAACGAGACCGCAAUGAACCUAGACGAGUGAUAAACACCAUUGCCGGAGGCUUCGCAGGAGGAGGAAGCUCAUCCUCAGCCCGGAAGAGACACUUGAGGGCCAUCACGUCGGUCAACGCUAUAGGACGGGCAUCCCCCAUUCGUAUGCCCCCCAUAACAUUCACCGACCGAGACUUUCAAGGCAUUGACCCAAUACAAGACGAUCCCAUGGAAUUGACACCUUACGAUGAACCUUUGGUAGGAUUUUCGGGUGAACGGGUGGACACUCGGGGAACGAUAGACUUGUACACCUACUUCGGGGAUGACCAGCGUAGGCAGAUCAAGGUGCGCUACGUGGUUGUGCAUGCCAACACCUCGUACAAUAUUCUGUUGGGCCGACCCUCUCUGAACAGACUCCGAGCCAUCGUAUCCACCCCACAUUUGGCUAUGAAGUUUCCGUCAGAGGAAGGGGCCGUCAUCACCGUGCAUGCCGAUCAGAAAACAGCACGCGAGUGUUACUUCGCCAGUCUAAAAGUACAGCCAACACUAAAACCAAGACGAGACGUCAAUGUUAUCGGAGAUGUUGGCCAACAGGAACCAAGUGAAGGCCUAGAACUUGACCCGAGAAUGGAGGAUGAAGAUAGGGUCGAACCUAUCAAAACAACGGUUCCGUUCCAACUUGGAAAGAAUGAAGAUCAAGUCACUUUUUUGAGUUCUCAACUAUCCGAAACAGAGGCUAAGGGUAUUAAGCAAGUCCUACAAGAAUAUUCGGAUUUAUUCGGGGUAUAA
Molecule: messenger RNA, 1548 nt
Organism: Cajanus cajan (pigeon pea)
Lineage: Eukaryota; Viridiplantae; Streptophyta; Magnoliopsida; Fabales; Fabaceae
Source: RefSeq, a predicted model, not a curated record